Protopolystoma xenopodis is the source of this 777-nucleotide messenger RNA. The record is from the annotation of a GenBank genome assembly. NCBI's taxonomy places the organism in Eukaryota, Metazoa, Platyhelminthes, Monogenea, Polystomatidea, Polystomatidae.
AUGGCAAGACUCAUUGACGAUGCUGACUACGAUGCCGGUGAAACGUCUGUGAAUCUUCGUGUUCGUCCACCUAAUUUGAUCCGCCGAUUCCCUCAUUCAUCAGUCUCUUCUGCUUGUCUUCCUCCUGGUCCAUCGUCUUUCUCCAUUCAUCGUGAUGCCAAGCCCAGCGGCUCUGGCUUGCAGAAGAGUCACAAGGAGGAGCAACUUUCCUUUGGCUUUUCUGCUGUAUCUCGAGUCAACCCAUUAAUCCAAGAAAACUUGGACCAUGGGGCUAGUGAAAUAGGGUCAAAAUGCACUCCUACUACGGUUAAUAAUUGCAGUGAAACUAUUAUUGCUGACACAACUACUACUGGUGGCAAUUGCAGUCACAGCACUUUGGCCUUUCGUUCAGAUGCAACUCGAAAUUCUGCAAAUAAGCCCAAUGGACCUUUGAAUCGUAACUCAUCAAAAGCUGUCGGUCAAAUUUCGCCCCAAAACGGCUUUUCUGCUUCUGCAAUUGCCAGUUCUAUGUCUGCUCCUACUACUUCGGUUGGUUCUCUCAAGCCAUGUUCUGACCAUCCGGGUUCCACUGCGAUCGGCACGUUCCACUUGCCUGGAAACCUUAGCCCAGCCAGUAUUUCAUAUGGGGAGGCCUUUAAUGAGCUGGCGACUUCCUACGCUUGUCUAGUAGAGUUAAAUACCGAUGGCUCGGACAGAGACCCGAUUCGUGGCGACCCACCCCCACUCAUAAUUGCUCUUCCACUUCACAAAGGCAGGGUAAGAGCUCUUGUUUUUUAA